AUGCAUCCAAUGAAGGCAUCUGCCUUCAAUGAGUCAUCCUCGAGCUCUGUCCUACAAAACGGCAACAUUGCUGAUUUAGAUGAAGGUAUAAAAUUUUGUCGUGAUGUUGUGUCUCUGUGCUCCAAGGGACAUCCUGACUGUGGUGUCUACCUGAAUAACUUGGCUAUUUCACUUGGUCUUUAUCACUUCAAUCACCAAGGUAAUCCUAAUGACCUCGAUAAGGCCAUCUCUUUGCACAAAGUGCUGCAUCUGCGCCCUCUUGGGCACAAAUUUCGGAAUUUCUCAUUGGAUGGCCUAGGGCUUGCCCUUGUCGCCCAUUUCAACAAAUGUGGUGCUGUAGACAUACAGUGGCUCAAAAAAGUGUCUCAAUGUUUGUAA
Suillus fuscotomentosus is the source of this 378-nucleotide messenger RNA. RefSeq lists its product as uncharacterized. Bases 1 to 378 code for a protein of 125 amino acids. Lineage: Eukaryota; Fungi; Basidiomycota; Agaricomycetes; Boletales; Suillaceae. The transcript is spliced from 2 exons. The record is from RefSeq and is a predicted model, not a curated record.